Messenger RNA from Magnolia sinica, 1003 nucleotides. RefSeq names its product protein NEGATIVE GRAVITROPIC RESPONSE OF ROOTS-like. NCBI's taxonomy places the organism in Eukaryota, Viridiplantae, Streptophyta, Magnoliopsida, Magnoliales, Magnoliaceae. The transcript is spliced from 5 exons. The record is from RefSeq and is a predicted model, not a curated record. Gene Ontology annotation, biological process: regulation of growth; gravitropism. Bases 13 to 816 code for a protein of 267 amino acids.
AUCUUGAAUUGGAUGCAGAACAAAAUCAAUGGGAGACAUGAGAGCAAGAGAUGGACGGUUGGAUCGUCGUCUUCGUCGUCGUCGUCGUCUAAUCGUUUUCCCAUACAAGAACAUUGCAAAGAGGAAUUUAGUGAUUGGCCAGAUGGAUUGCUGGCUAUCGGGACUUUUGGAAACAACCAAUUAAAGGAAGAGAUCGAGCGACAUGAUCUUUCGGAAAAUCCAAUCCCUUCGUCGCAAGAUGAAGAUGAACCGUCGGAUUUUACAAAAGAAGAAGUGGGAAAAUUACAAAAUGAGCUAUUGAAGCUACUAUCGCGAAAACCAGUUGCUAAUGAGGAAGGAGAAAAGGUUAAUCUACCAUUGGAUAAGUUUCUAAAUUGCCCGUCGAGCUUAGAGGUGGACCGGACCAAUUGCCAGCAGUUUUGCAACCAUGAUUCGAAUGGAAUGGACAGUCAAGAUCUUUCGAGAAAUAGUAAUGUGGUAUUGAGUAAAGGCAAAGAAGUGUUUAUGGACAAUAACAAUGUUAUUAGACAAAGAUCGCUUUCGUUUCUUAUUAAGAAGAUGUUUGUUUGUCGAGGCGGAUUUUCGCCCGCUCCAAGCUUAAGAGAUUCAGUUCCUGAGUCGAGGAUGGAAAAGAUAUUAAAGACAAUACUACACAAGAAAAUAUACCCUCAAAAUUCAGCCUCCACAUCAGCAAGGAAAUGCCUACCGUACAAACAUACACUCAAGGAGCACUCAGAAGAUCAAACCCUUGAGAAAGCAAGGGAUGGAUGUAAAUGGGUCAAAACGGAUUCCGAAUUUAUUGUUCUGGAAAUCUAAAUCUCUCUGAAUAUCAGCUGGGGUAUGGACAUUGGAUUUUUCAAAUAUCUAGCUCAAUGCCAAGCAUUCAAACUUCAAAAUGGCCGUUUGAAUAAAAUCAGUCUGAAAAAAUGAGAAAGAUUAUGAUUAGGAUAUUACAAGGAUGAGAAAUUUGUACACAAGUGUGGGGUGUUCUGCUGGUGCUGCU